This is a messenger RNA of Gymnodraco acuticeps, 2519 nucleotides long. RefSeq lists its product as uncharacterized. The transcript is spliced from 7 exons. The coding region runs from base 667 to 1761 and encodes 364 amino acids. Lineage: Eukaryota; Metazoa; Chordata; Actinopteri; Perciformes; Bathydraconidae. The record is from RefSeq and is a predicted model, not a curated record.
GGAGUGAAAGUACCCGGAGGUUCUGCUCUCAGCAUGGCUCACUAACCCCAUUCCAACCCGCCCCCUCCUACAGAGUGAACUCCAGGGUCCCUCAACAGUGUUAAUAAAUACUUCUGAUGUUAUAGCUCCUUAGUUUUUGAAACAGUCCCAUACAACAUAUUUAUAAUUUAUUAUAAUAAAAUGGACCCGUUUUCUAGACUAGAGGUAUAUGAUCCUAAGUAAAACAAAUAUGAGGUAACCAUGAAGUUGUAACCAUGACGCGAAUGGAAUGAACGUGUAUGUUUACCAUGCUAAUAAAGCACCUUUGUUUUGUAUUAUAAUUAGGGAGCGGUUUGGAACUGGGCCAAGGAAAGCAAGUGAAACCUGCAGGGCGGGGGAGCAGUGACGCUGAUAUAAAGACGUAGUGGAAACACAUGCUUCAUUCAUUCAUUCAUUCAUUGAGAGGAAGUGGAGCUACGUUCUACUUUGAGACUUUAAACAGAGAGGUUUUAUGGUUCACUUCGGGGUUUUCGUGCUGGGCUUCUCUUUGGCUUUCUGGAGCUUCGCGGCAGCUCACAGAGAGGAUAAAGUGUUAGGAGCAGUGUGCUGCCAUUUGGAACGGCGCCCGUGGAAGCAGUGUAGGGCGAUGGUGCCUUGCUCAGGGACACCUCGGUAGUGUCCUCUCACAUGAAGAAGAUGAUCAUCAUCCUGCUGCUCCUCUUCCUCGCCUCCUGUGUCUCUGCCCUGAAGCAUUUUAUAUAUGUGAAUGUGACUCAGACGUCCUAUCAGGCAGAGGAGAACCAGAACAUCACCCUGGAGUGGACCUUCAGCACCAGAAGAGACACUUCACUCAGAUCCAUUUCUACCUUCUGUUACCUUUAUACUGAGGACCGAACCUCAGUCCUGUUUCAUCUAAAUGAAGGAGUUGAAUCCCCAGAGUCUCAGGAUCCUCAGUUUGCAGGACGACUCCAGUGGGACAAAGACGUCCUCACAGAAGGACGCCUCACACUUCAUGUCUCCAGACUCAGGACCAGUGACUCUGGAUUUUAUCAGUGUGACAUACUCGUCAUACCUGAUGGGAGUAACUCGAACAGAUGCUCCCUCAACGUCACUGAAGCAAAACCCAACAGCACAUUGAAGACAGAAUUACAAACUCCAGAUCCAAACCAAGAGACGGAUGUUAAAGGGCGUCAUCUGAUUGGACCAGGACAGCCAAUCGAGGCCUCUGUGGGCGAUGACGUAAUCCUCCCGUGUUCUGUGUCGCCCGACUACAACGUUGAGGAUCUGACGGUGGAGUGGUCCCUUCCCGACCUGAAGCCCGACCCCUCGGACCGCCUCAGUCGCGUCGACUACGUCUUUGUGUACCGGAGGAGGAGAGAGGAAGUGGACAUGAAGCUGCAGGAGUUCAUCGGGAGGACGGAGCUGUUCGAGGACGAGCUGAAGGUCGGAAACAUCUCGUUAAAGAUCAGCAACGUGACGCUCGCUGACGCCGGAAAAUACCGAUGUUUCAUCCCAAAGUUAGAGGGCGGCGUGAAGGAGGCGGUCGUACGACUCGUUGUUGAACCCAGAGCCAACAGCACGUUGACGACAGAAACACAAACGAAUUCUCAAACUCCAGAUCCAAACCAAGAGACGGAUGUUAAAGUUGGUCAGCCUCCACUGCGGGCCCUGGUUCUCUCCGUCUGCAUCGUACUCGUCAUGGUAGUUUUUGGGUUUGGAGUUACACACUUCCUUUUAAAACGAUGUGUACAUGAGAAGGAAACCAAACGUUGUAUCAUUUGAUGAAACCAAUUCCUGCUUCGCUGCUCAAAGUGGAUUUGAAGAAGGAAUCUAGAAGACAGGUUUGUGGAAAGAAGAACAUCCUGUUAGAGGAACUUUAAAUCUCUGGACAGACGAUCAGUCACUACAUUAGAGGACAUCGACUUCAUGGCAGCGCUGCUCUAAGUGUGUUUAACUUUAGUCCACUGACAAAAGGAAUGAUAUUUGUGAAGAUUUUCUUUUGCCCUCAAACCUUUAUGUCCGUCGUCCUCUUCUUGCCUGAAGGAGUGUUCCUUUACAAAUAUACAUGUUUGUUUACUAUAUUGUCCCACAGAUGCCUGUUGCACUGAAUGAUUGUGGGUUCAAACUUCCUCGUCUAACAAGUUUUUGCACUUAAAUGAAACUAAGUUAAAUCAGGUUGCACCUCACAUCAACAAGUGACACUGACUUUUAUCCACCCCAUAAUAACACUAUGCAUUACGUUAAUACACAUCAUGCUCAGUUUUAAAUGUUUAAAUCCUGCACAUCAUGCUACCUCUUUGAAAUCAGCACAACUGUCCACUUUAAUGCAGUAUAUUGUCAUAUUUUACUGCAUUCAGUUUCCCACAUUAUUAUAGUUUGUGUAAAUAUUGUCUUUAAUUAUUUCUGGUUACGUGUUCUUCUUUCUGUCUUUGAAUGCAGCACUUACACCAAAGCUAAUUCUCAGUGACGAGCGGUGAGGUUCAUGGCUGGUGAGGCACGGACUCUUUCAGAGUCACAUUUACAAAUAUUAUAUUCUGACC